CAAGACAGUCUGCAUUCCUUCAUGAUGGGCUCGUCCUGCUGGAUUGGGCUGGGUGCCCUUUGGCGUUCGCUCUGUCGCCGCCUUCGUGCGAUCAAGACCGACGCGGAGCAUGCGCCGCGCGGCGGCAAGCUGCCGCACGGCCCAGAGACCGAUGCACUUCGACGACUCAGAGAUGGAGGCGGCGCGAGACCGGACGCAAGCCAAGUCAAGCCCAAUGUGGACUAUUCCAGAUUUGAGCUUCUUGCCAAAGAGCAAGAUGAGGGCGAAGGCUCGAAGAUUUCUGUGGCCCUUUGUGGUCGGCAGGGCUGGAACAGCCAGGCGGUGAAUGGCAUCUACAUGGAGGACGGAACGCUGAAUGGCCGAGUGAGGCUGAGGAAGAGUGAUGGGAGCCGAUGGCUGAAGUUCACGGAUGACUCCAAGUGGAUGGUAUCGAGGUAUCCGGAUGGCCGACCGCUGGGUGAGGCCUUCGCGGCGGAGGAUCCGGAGGAUCCCCGAGCGAUUGCGGGGCCUUGGUACGUCUGUUCCGAGGAACAAACCUGGGAAGAAGACUAUCUUGUGUCAGUUACACCAGGAGCGUGCUCAGGAUGUGGGAAGCCUCUCCAACGAAUACACCGAUGCAGCCAAUGCCGCGCUGUAAGUUACUGUGAUUCCAAAUGCCAGAAGGCUGACUGGUACUUUCACAAGAGGCGAUGUCGGCCAGCAGAACUUCCGCUUGACCGCACGAGUACGGCAGAUGCUGUGAAAGCUGCAGCUCCCAAAGAAUCCGAAGAGCUGGCUACAAUGAUGCGAAAGGAAAGCGCCAGAGCUACACCCACGCCUUCCCGCGAGCGAACCAAGCCUAUGGCGCUGAAGAACCAACCAAGCGACUCCAAACCUCGUGCUGGGCGAAAUUGGGAGGAGAUCGACCUGUUGCCCUGGAGUCGGCAGACAUUGAAACGCCUAUUGGAUGGUGCCGCAGCACGAGAAGGGCUCCCACCGCUGCGAGUCGACUUUGAAGAUGCAGGCCACGUGGAAGUCUCCGGCGUCCAAGAGAUCGAUGGCUUGGCGUCCUUGUGGCCCAACCAAGGAGAAAGGCGCCAUCUCUUUGAUCUUUCCUUCGAGGUGGUCUUUAAGGCCGUUUGGCCCUCGGACUUCUCGAUGAUGUCCAUGGAGGGCUCGGUCUUCCUUCACGACUUCACCAGCAAUCUGGUGGACGAUCCGGAGGCCGUCUGUGGCAUGUCAGUGAAAUUCGCUGCGCAGAGCGAGUCUUGCCUCGAUGGGCCGCGGAAAGCCAUGCAGAGCACCGUCCUUCCGACCUCCCGAGCUUUGAUCCUCGAAGCUCUGGGGGCAGACGCUUGGUCCAUCGCCCGAGGUGAAGGGUUGAUGCACUUGGUGCACCUUCGACUGCGACGCUUUGCGCAAGACUUCGAAGCCAAGUGACGGAGAGGGCGAUCGCAGUGACGGAGCCCGGAGUGACUGUGCAUGGGAGAAGGAAGGAGAAUAACAUGUAUAGAAUGUGCACAUAGACAGCCAAAGCUGUCCAACACGUCAUUGUACAAAAGAACCCGUCAUUCUGCAUGGAUUUUGCGAGGCUCUUGCCUUGCCGACGUGCAAAACACGGACCAAAGGCUCGCCUUGGAUGGCCCAAAAGAAGGCCUUCCUUGUAGGGGCCAUCUCCAACUUUCGGACCAGCGAAAAGGGAGCCGAUGUCACAAGGGAGGGAGCGGGUGAUGGUGACAUCGGAUGGUGACAGCGAGUUGGCAUUUUGGAUGCCACCUGCUUGUAGAGAAAAAAUUGCCUUCCACUGAGCCAAUUUCCCAGCGCAUUCACGUCAGUCCCUCCCGUACUUCAGUCUGCCU
This is a messenger RNA of Durusdinium trenchii, 1838 nucleotides long. Lineage: Eukaryota; Dinophyceae; Suessiales; Symbiodiniaceae. The record is from the annotation of a GenBank genome assembly.